Messenger RNA from Gongylonema pulchrum, 591 nucleotides. NCBI's taxonomy places the organism in Eukaryota, Metazoa, Nematoda, Chromadorea, Rhabditida, Gongylonematidae. The record is from the annotation of a GenBank genome assembly.
AUGGCAUUCAGAAAUAAGUUUCAGGAAGAAGCAGCUGGAGCAGUGGCGGCACCGAAGAGAAAUGCAGCAGUCGAAGUAGCAAGUCCAAAAUUGCGUCGCUCCGAAUCAACUUCCUGUUCGCGAACCAAUCGCUAUAUAGCAGUGAAGAACCGUCGAUAUAUUGUAAUCAACUUGCUUGGUAAAGGCGGCUCAAGCUUGGUUUAUCAAGUACUGGAUGAGGAGCAAAAAAAGCUGCAAGCAGUGAAAUGUGUAGAUUUAUCAGAAGCUGAUGCUGCAUGUCGUAGUGCUUAUUUGAAUGAAAUUAAGCUACUUAUAAGAAUUGUACAUUCGGAUUUGAAGCCAGCAAAUUUCCUUUUGGUUGGUGGAAACCUCAAAUUGAUCGAUUUUGGAAUCGCAUCCGCUAUUCCGUCGAAUCGAACAUCGGUCAUGAAAGAUACACAGAUGGGGACGCUAUCAUACAUGCCGCCAGAAGCAAUCAAUAGUUCAUGUGUAACGACCGAAAAUGGAAAAGAACUCUACAGGGUAUGUUUUUUUUUAAAAAAUUUUCAAAACUGGCCUGAUUUUUUGAUGGGAACAAAAGUUAAUAGCUGA